Camelina sativa (false flax) is the source of this 1561-nucleotide messenger RNA. RefSeq lists its product as uncharacterized. The record is from RefSeq and is a predicted model, not a curated record. NCBI's taxonomy places the organism in Eukaryota, Viridiplantae, Streptophyta, Magnoliopsida, Brassicales, Brassicaceae.
GUGGGGGAUGAUGAAUAAGACAAGUGUCUAAAUCAUAGAGGAUGAAGAAGAGUCAAAGGCUUCUUAUUUCAUUAAACUAGUACAAUACUGUCUAAUCCUGGUUCGGUUCGGUCCUAAAUCGUUCGGUUUUGUACUUUUGUUUCUAAUGAAAUCGAAUCGGUUAAAAAAUCUGAUCUUUUAGGACCGAAUCAUCAUCUCAAAUGGGAAAACAAAAACAAAAAAAUCCCACCUUUUUUGUUUUUGUUUACAAUUUAUACAACACACAUACACACAGAGACAAAUCAAAGAGAAGACGAUUGUGAAAAAAGUAAAUAAAAAAUCCAAACUUUGUUGGAGAUAAGACGAUUGUGCAAAGCAGAGCAAGAGAGACAUGGUGUUCCGUGGCGAUACAGUGAUGUCCGUAGCUCAUAUAUCGGCGGAGAUAUUUCAGAGGCUACGUUUGAUUCGGCCGUCAGAUCGAAUCAGCAGCGGAGAGAUGUUACAGCUCGUUUGUUGUUUCCCGCUUCAGCAAUUGGGUCGGUUCGUGUUUUGGUUCUGGAACUAUAUCUGUGUUCCACCUCCUGAGAUUUUGUAUUUUGAUGGUCGUCGUGAUGAUGAUAUCGAUGAUGAUGAUGGUUAUGGAUCAUCUUCUUCGUCUUCGAUUGUUACUCAUAAUCACAAUUACUAUCAUCUUCAUUUGGAGUGACGAUUUUUUCUGAUUUUGUUUGAUUGUAAAGUUUUCAUUUUUAUUUAUAUUUCUUACCCUUAUUGUAUAGAGAAAAGUUCAUGUUUUGAUUAUUGGGGUUUGAAGUUAUUGGGAUUGUUGGAUAUAUAAUCUGAGUGUCUUCUUUUUAAUCCACAGCAUUUGGUGAUGCAUAUAUAUAGUUUUAGCUUUCAUCAUCUUAGGCAAAGGAGCUUGCUUUGAUCUCUAAUACUUGUCCAAAUCUAUUGAUGGAGAUUAUCUAAGCACAAUUCGAGUUUAUUCUGUUUUUAGGAAAUAUGGGAAAUUUUGUUUGACCUAGCAAUGUUUAGUUAGUGGAAUUAGGAGGGUUAAGAUUAAGGUUUUUGGAGCUUAUCAUGAUGAAUUUUAGCUAGAAUCUAGGUCUUUUGUCGAUAUAUUGUAUUUGUGAAAGUUAUUAUAAGGUUACAGGGGAUAAUACUUUAGAUGUGAUCUAUGCCGAUGCAUAUAUUCUUAUGUUAUUAGAAACUGGUUUGGAUGAUUACGUUCAAGUACUAUCUUCUUCUUGUGGCAUUCUACUAGAUCAUUUUGUUGCAAUAGUGUGGAUAGUUUGCUCUGGUUGUUACAUAUUGCUCUACCAGAAAUGACGAGUGAUCUUGGGGGUAAAGCAAGAAGGUUUGAUCAUGAUGAGUUUUUGUCAGAGAUGAGACAUCAAAGUUUGAGAUCUCCUACUGAUUAGUUCUUCCUAGUCUUCUUCCUGCAAGGUUGGAGAAGUUUUCUGGAAUCCAUUUCAAAAUUUUCUUGUCAUCUUUUCUUUGGAUGUAAUACUCUUUGUAUAUGUAAAAGUUUAUAAGGUCUCCAAGUCUUCCGAGGUAUUUUAAAUUGGGAAUCAAAUUUGACUUU